Molecule: messenger RNA, 891 nt
Organism: Pipistrellus nathusii (Nathusius's pipistrelle)
Lineage: Eukaryota; Metazoa; Chordata; Mammalia; Chiroptera; Vespertilionidae
Source: the annotation of a GenBank genome assembly
AUGCGGCAUCUCUGCUUGCUCAUUUGCCCAGGUUUUACAAAACAAUUUUUGGGUGCCCUAAAAGAUUUGUCAAGCCAAGAGACAUUUGGUCUUCUCACAUGGCCAUCUUCAAAAAGCAUGUCUGUACCUGAGAGCCUAUGCCUGGAAGAGGCUGGGAAAGGUCGGGUGGCAGAGACAAAUCGAGCUGCGUUUACUCAGCAGCGCUUGACCUCCGUAGUUGUCAAAGCAAGAACCAGGCUAGCCCGGGCUUUUAGAAGAGUUCCCCCACCCGCCGCGCCGCCCAAGUGGGUCAAGAGUCCACAAGCCACAGUCAAGGCAUUGCUGAGUGGCGAGCAAGGCCGAGCUCGCGAGAAAGGAGGCUCCGCGGUCAGCACCAAGGACAAGGGCCUCAGGGUGGCGGAGCGGACACAAGGUCACUGCCGAGAGAGCCCCGUGGAGGAGCUGAAGAGCGCGUGGCGGGGCUCUGGGGUUUGGCAGUGUGGGGGUGUCUGCGAGGGGGUGUCUGCGGGGGAGAACUGUGUGUGUGUGGGGGGGGGGAUGAGGGGAGGCUGGUCCCUGCCGCGGUCUCCUCGAUUCUGCGCCAAGAGGCAGCGGGUGGCGGUGGCGGAGCCCGGGACGCCCUUCCCUUCGCUGCGCGACAUCCCUGCCCCUGCCCGGCCCAUUGGGGGCGCUCAGCAGCUGGAGGCCAGCAAAGUCCUUCCCUCGGCCGGCAUUGUGACCCCUUCAGCCCUUUCCUUCUGUCUCGGUCAGGCCAGCGCCACCACCGUUGCAGGCUCGGGGUUCUUUUGGACACCUUCCCCCUCUCCCCCUCCACACCAUCCCCGGACUCUGACCGCGCCCUCACGGCUAGGGGCCCUGGGUGGCCUUAAGCUCCACCGGCCCAACUCCUAG